Carya illinoinensis is the source of this 2998-nucleotide messenger RNA. Its product is annotated as DEAD-box ATP-dependent RNA helicase 13. The record is from RefSeq and is a predicted model, not a curated record. Gene Ontology annotation, cellular component: nucleolus. The transcript has 15 exons. NCBI's taxonomy places the organism in Eukaryota, Viridiplantae, Streptophyta, Magnoliopsida, Fagales, Juglandaceae. Gene Ontology annotation, molecular function: nucleic acid binding; ATP binding; RNA helicase activity. Bases 94 to 2535 code for a protein of 813 amino acids.
CUAUUUCGAAUUGCCGUACCUCGUGCGUGUUCACAAAGCUGCAUCUCCCGGGCCUAAAAAACGCGCCGCUGGAAGUGAGUUUGCUCUUUGGCAAUGGCCGCCGAAGCUUCGCCUCUCUCUUCUCGACCUUCGACGAAAAAGCACAGGAGAAAACGACCCCAGUUAGACCCAGAGUUCGAACGACUCGACUCACUUCCGUGGAACCCCGCUCUCCCGGAUGAAGACUCCUUCUCUCUCGUCGUUGGUACUAACGAACUCGAAGGAGGAUUUCUGUCACUGGAAGAGAUUGGUGAAGCCGAGUAUGGUGUAGACAUUCCUCAACCUGAGGUAGGAAAUAGGAAGGAGAAAAAAGCCAAGCAGAGUACGAAAUUGAAGAAACGCAAACGUGGUGAUGAUGACAGCAGCUCUGGUGAGUCUAAAGCUGAAGAGGAAAUGGUGGAGGAGGCUAAAGUUGGAGAGAGAAUGGAGAAGGAUGUGAAUGUGAAGACUAAAAAGAAAAAGAAGAACAAGAAGAAAAAGAAGCCAAAUGACAAGGAAAAUGAAAUGCAAACAGAUGAGGAACUCCCAGCUGUUAGCAAUAGCAUGGAUGAUGUUGAAGAAGAGUUGGUUGAUGGAGCUGAUUAUUAUGCGUGGAAUGAGUUGAGGCUUCAUCCCCUGCUCAUGGGAUCAAUACACAGGCUUGGCUUCAAGGAACCAACUCCAAUACAGAAGGCUUGUAUUCCUGCUGCUGCUCAUCAAGGGAAGGAUGUUGUUGGUGCUGCGGAGACGGGAUCUGGGAAAACACUUGCUUUUGGUUUGCCCAUUUUGCAACGUCUCCUAGAGGAACGAGACAAGACUGCAAAGAUGCCUGAGCAAAAGGGGGAGGAAGCAGAAAAAUUUUCUCCAGAGGGCCUUUUACGGGCUCUUAUUAUUACUCCUACAAGGGAACUUGCACUUCAGGUCACCGAUCAUCUCAAGGCUGUAGCCACUGGAACUGAUAUUAGAGUGGUUCCUAUUGUUGGGGGAAUGUCAACAGAGAAGCAGGAAAGACUCCUAAAGAAAAGGCCUGAGAUUGUUGUUGGAACUCCAGGGAGGUUGUGGGAACUUAUAUCAGGAGGAGAAAAGCAUCUUGUCGAGUUACAUUCUUUGUCUUUUUUUGUGUUGGAUGAGGCUGAUCGAAUGAUUGAAAAUGGACAUUUUCGCGAGUUGCAGUCAAUAACUGACAUGCUUCCUGUCACCAACGGCCCCAUUGAAGAUCACUCUCAAAAUACACAAAAUUGUGUCACGGUUUCAAGCUUCCAAAGAAAGAAAAGACAAACUUUGGUUUUUUCUGCUACCAUAGCAUUAUCUGCUGAUUUUCGCAAGAAGCUAAAGCGUGGUUUUGUAAAACCAAAGCAGUCAUUAACUGAUGGGUUGAAUUCUAUAGAAGCUCUCUCUGAGCGAGCUGGAAUGAGAGCUAAUGUUGCCAUCAUUGAUCUGACAAAUGCAUCAAUUUUGGCAGAUAAGAUUGAGGAGUCAUUUAUUGAAUGCAGGGAGGAAGAUAAAGAUGCCUAUUUGUAUUAUAUUUUGAGUGUUCAUGGAGAAGGCCGCACAAUUGUGUUCUGUACAUCAAUUGCAGCUUUGCGCCAUCUCUCUUCUCUUUUGCGUAUUCUUGGCAUCAAUGUUUGGACACUACAUGCUCAAAUGCAGCAGCGAGCUCGGUUGCAGGCACUUGAUCGUUUUCGUGGAAAUGAACAUGGAAUACUUGUUGCCACUGAUGUCGCAGCAAGAGGCCUUGAUAUUCCUGGUGUUCGAACUGUUGUUCAUUAUCAGCUGCCACAUUCUGCUGACGUUUAUGUUCAUAGGAGUGGAAGAACUGCUAGAGCUUUCGCUGAUGGGUGCAGCAUUGCACUAAUCUCACCAAAUGAAACAUCAAAAUUUGCUUCUUUGUGCAAAUCAUUUUCCAAGGAAAGUUUUCAGCGAUUUCCUUUAGAGAACUCAUACAUACCAGAGGUCCUAAAACGAUUAUCUCUUGCUCGUCAAAUAGACAAAAUUUUGCGGAAGGACUCCCAGGAGAAAGCCAACAAAGGCUGGCUUGAGCGAAGUGCAGAGUCAGUGGAAUUAGUGAUGGACAAUUAUGACAGUGAGGAAGAAAGAGUAAACAAUUUCAAGCAAAAGAAAGCCACGUCCAUGCAAUUAAAGAAGUUGCAGCAGGAGCUCAAUAUGCUUUUAUCACGUCCAUUGCAGCCAAGAACAUUUUCACACCGUUAUUUGGCAGGGGCUGGUGUUUCACCUCUUCUGCAACAUCAGUUUGAAGAAUUAGCUAGGCAAAAACUUGGCGAUAGCGAGGGUUCAGGAGAAAACAAAAGAAGGAAAUUAGUCAUUAUUGGUCAGAAUUGUGUGGAACCACUCCAGGCACUUCGUAGUGCGGGUCAUGAGGUGCAUAUGGAUGUGAAAGGGGUGGCAGAAAAACGAAGAAAUAUGGAUAAUCUUAGGAGAAAGAGGAAACAAGAGAAGAAACGUGUGCGGGAUCAGCGAAGAAAGCAGAGGAAAAAGUUGAAAAUGGGCGGUGAGUAGAGCGGCUCUUUGAAAUUUAUAGAAAUCAAACGUAAAACCUGGAACGAUUAGAAUAUGGUCAUCCGUUGUGUAGUUUUUACUACUUGCACACAUGAAUUUUAAAAUUUUGACUCAUUCGAAAGUCUACAUCAAAUUUAGAUCUAGCAUUGCAUAGCAUUGGAUAAUUCUGCGUGGACAUGUCACAUGCACAAGUUGCAGAGUUUGUCAACAGCUGAAUAAUUGUGUGAAAGGGCAUAUUGCCGGCAAUGUCGUUCUCAUGGCAAUUUAAAGAGGAAAGAUGAUUUUGGAAUUCAGGGAUUCCUGUUGGCACUACUCAGCCUCUCAUUUCCUGAAUCUGAAAGAAGAGAGAUCACACGUAAAUGUGACAUUUGUUUCCCAAGCUGCAGCUGCAGAUUGUAAACGCACUUUGUUUAUCAGCCGUUGACAUUAAGUAAUUUAUUAUAUACGGAUGUGACAUGAUGUA